Toxorhynchites rutilus septentrionalis is the source of this 877-nucleotide messenger RNA. RefSeq lists its product as uncharacterized. Bases 4 to 738 code for a protein of 244 amino acids. NCBI's taxonomy places the organism in Eukaryota, Metazoa, Arthropoda, Insecta, Diptera, Culicidae. The record is from RefSeq and is a predicted model, not a curated record. The transcript is spliced from 2 exons. Gene Ontology annotation, molecular function: protein dimerization activity; RNA polymerase II transcription regulatory region sequence-specific DNA binding; DNA-binding transcription factor activity, RNA polymerase II-specific. Gene Ontology annotation, biological process: developmental process; regulation of transcription by RNA polymerase II.
UGGAUGCUCAUCAGGAUUCCACGCCGCGGUGUUGAUAGUUUUGACCGAACAAUGCAAGAUCUUUACGAGUGCUAUUUUUAUACGUAUUGCAACCCAACAGGAGCAGAUAACGGAAAUGAUGGGUUCUACGAUCGAUGCCAACAUAAUCUUUUGCGCCAGGAGAACUUUCCGAAGAAAACACAGUGGAAAGACUGUCAGAGUGAUUUUGUUAGUGGCGAAGAAUUUGAAUUGGGUGAUGAAGAAUCGUUCGACGAGUGGAUUGAUACUUGUGGCAGGGAAAGCGAGCGAGGUGUUAUCAAUGGAUACCAUAGAAUCAUUCCUGGAAGAGCUGAAUUGGACGAGUUGAAUUUAUUCCAGUAUUGUGGAAAGGAGGCGAACAUGCCGUCAUCAGCAACAUCACCAUCGUCUGCAACAAUCACCACCACCACCAUCCAAAGCAUGCCGCGACGCAAAAAACCAGUCGUUAUCGAGCGACGCAACCAGCGAGAGCGUGUCCGUGUGCGUGCCGUGAACGAGGCCUUCGCUAGACUCCGCCAGAUGGUGCCCGCGACCCGAUUGUCGGCCAAACGUGUCUCAAAGGUAAAAACGUUGAAGCGGGCCGUCGAGUACAUUAACGAUCUGCGACGGUGCCUGGUCACAUUCGAGGGUAUCUUCACGGAGUCUCCGUGCGCAAAGCAACCGACGAGAUGGAAAGCUGCUGCUGGAUUGGGUAAUUGCGAACCGUUCCAGCUUAAGUGAUGGUGGUUUAGAAGAUUGGGGGAAAAUUAUAGACGUUAACAGUGAUGGUGCCGGGGCCAAAUGGAUGGAGAAAUGGAAGAACAAAGAUUUCCUCUUUUCUCUCUGGUCCUCGUAUCCGUCUUGCUCGGAUUUGUUCUAG